Hymenoscyphus albidus is the source of this 597-nucleotide messenger RNA. The record is from the annotation of a GenBank genome assembly. Lineage: Eukaryota; Fungi; Ascomycota; Leotiomycetes; Helotiales; Helotiaceae.
AUGCAGAUGCAGGCCGUUCUUGGUGUUUUGAAGGAGCAAGGAGCCUUGGUGGGGGUCUUGUUUUCAAAUGCGGGCAGAUCGCAAUACGUCGGUGAAUCCUCGGUAGUCGGCGGAACGAUUUUCCAGGGGCCCGAAAGCCGAGUGGAGUUCGAGUUGGGUUGGUCAGCGUCAAUAACUCUCACUCACUCACUCCAGUUCCGAAUCUCAAAAUCUCGCAGACCCUGGAUGUUUUACUACCAAAGCCUUCAAAUCGCGGACCUAGAAAUGGCCUCAAAAAGUGUCUCCAUACGUUCGUGUCCCUCAACUUUCAGCUCAAUUCUUUGCUAAGCGGCUCCAUAGCUACCGCCACCGGCGCAAACCUACCAGCAACCAGCCAAGCAACAUCAAAUCCAAAGGUACCUUUCGCCGUCCCGUCUUCUCGAAUCGAUUGUCUAACAAGAUAAUUUCCAAUAGCCAUGCUGCGUAUGUAAAGAAGAAAAAGCCUCGCGCGACGAAUGUAUGCUAUUCAGCAAUGCCAAAGACCCACAGAAGGAUUGCGCUUCCACGAUCGAUAAAUACAAAAGCUGUAUGGCGGGCUUCGGAUUCAAUCUUCCUUGA